AUGCUCUCUCCCGUGCCAACUUUGGAUUCAAACUUCCAAUUUGAAUUCUUCUAUGCAGGUGCUCAGAAGAUCCUCAGGGCUACAGUAAUAGUACCUAGUCAAGAUUGAUUCGUCAAACAUUGACGCACGAUCCAAGUAUCGUGGUUGUGCUGUGAGCAAACAUGUCAAGCGAUCAAGGGUAUGCUGACGACUACGUCGACAACAAUUAUGGCAAUGAGACCUAUUAUCGUGACUGUUGCGAUGAGCAGAACGAUCAGAGCCGUUUCCGCAGCUAUAACGAUGACAGCUGGACGAGCGAGCGCAGAAAUCGCCGGAUGCGUCCUGAAACCCACGGCCAGUCGUCGCGGAAUGGGCCCAACGGCUGCAACAACGACAAGACCUGUGACUUGUUCUCUCGAUGCCGCCUUGACGAUGACGGGUCGCAGACUGAAAGCAACACCGGUGAGCAUUCCUCGUAUUCUGAGUAUCGCGGAUACAGCAGUGCAAACACAUCAUACUGUCCCAUGUCAACUUCUUCAGGCAAGGAUCCAAGUUGUAUGAGCAGCGGGAGUGGUGAUACCACCACCGAAUCUCAGGUUCAUGAAACAGGCAAGGAUAACUUUGAUCCAACGCUCACAUCCCAAAGCUAAGCAAUCCCAACCACAGAUCGCGACAAUCGUCUGAAUACCGACUCGCAAGGCGAGAAGCGUCGAGUGGGUUGGAACAAAUGGCCAUACGAAACAGUUGGCCGUGGCAGCGACACUCAGGGCGGGAAAUGGGCCGUUCGGGACUAUCAACCGCAUGGCAAUAACCCAUUGAG
This is a messenger RNA of Dissoconium aciculare CBS 342.82, 799 nucleotides long. RefSeq lists its product as uncharacterized. The transcript has 2 exons. Lineage: Eukaryota; Fungi; Ascomycota; Dothideomycetes; Mycosphaerellales; Dissoconiaceae. Bases 162 to 629 code for a protein of 155 amino acids. The record is from RefSeq and is a predicted model, not a curated record.